GGAAGCUGAGCCAGAGCCGGUACCGGGGAGGUGGCCGGGCGUGGAAAGUGACGCGGAGCUGAGUCGUCCCCACACCUUUCCACCCUCGCCCGCAGCCUUCCAGCCCGGCCCGGCCCCCCAUUCCUCGGCCCCCAAUCCCGGGUCCGGUCCAGCCCCCUCUCCUUGGGCUCGACCGGCCCGGACGCCGCGAUGACCGUCACGUACACAGCUUGCGUGGCGAACGCGCGCUUCGGCGGCUUCUCGAAGCUGCUGCUGCUGUGGCGCGGGAGCAUCUACAAACUUCUGUGGCGCGAGCUGCUGUGUUUCCUUGGGCUCUACAUGGCGCUGAGUGCCGCCUAUCGCUUCGUGCUGACCGAAGAGCAGAAGCGCUACUUUGAGAAGCUCGUUCUUUACUGCGACCAGUACGCCAGUCUCAUCCCGGUCUCUUUUGUCCUCGGCUUCUACGUAACGCUGGUGGUGCACCGCUGGUGGAACCAGUACCUAUGCAUGCCCCUGCCCGACGCGCUCAUGUGCGUGGUGGUCGGCACAGUGCACGGGCGCGACGAGCGCGGCCGCCUCUACCGACGCACGCUCAUGCGCUAUGCAGGGCUCUCUGCUGUGCUUAUCCUGCGCUCUGUCAGCACCGCUGUCUUCAAGCGCUUCCCCACCAUAGACCAUGUGGUGGAAGCAGGGUUUAUGACCCGCGAGGAGCGCAAGAAGUUCGAGAACCUGAACUCAUCCUACAACAAGUACUGGGUGCCUUGCGUCUGGUUCUCCAACCUGGCGGCGCAGGCUCGGCGCGAGGGCCGCAUCCGCGACAACGGCGCCCUUAAGCUGCUGCUGGAGGAGCUGACUGUGUUUCGGGGCAAGUGUGGGAUGCUCUUUCACUACGACUGGAUUAGCGUACCCCUUGUCUACACCCAGGUGGUGACCAUCGCUGUGUACAGCUACUUCCUGGCCUGCCUCAUCGGUCGCCAGUUCCUGGACCCGGCGCAGGGCUACAGAGACCACGACCUGGACCUGUGCGUGCCCAUCUUCACCCUGCUGCAGUUCUUCUUCUACGCGGGCUGGCUCAAGGUAGCUGAGCAGCUUAUCAACCCCUUCGGAGAGGACGACGAUGACUUUGAGACCAACUUUCUGAUCGACCGCAACUUCCAAGUGUCAAUGCUGGCCGUGGACGAGAUGUACGACGACCUGGCCAUGCUGGAGAAAGACCUGUACUGGGACGCAGCUGAGGCUCGCGCUCCCUACACCGCGGCCACCGCCUUCCUGUUGCAGCAGCCCUCCUUCCAGGGCUCCACCUUCGACAUCACGCUGGCCAAGGAGGACAUGCAGUUCCAGCGGCAGGACGGCGUGGAUGCGCCGCUGAGCGAUGCACACGGCGACUUCCUGCAGCGCCUCCUGCCGGUGGGCGCGGGCAUGGCCGCUGGAGGCCUGCUGGGCCGGCGCCUGUCUUUACUGCGCCGCAAGAACAGCUGCGUGUCGGAGGAAUCCACAGCCGCCAGCUGCGCAUGCGCGGGCGCCCCUGAUGGCGCGGCCCCAGAGUGCAGUUGCGGUGACCCGCUGCUAGACAUAGGCCUGCCGGAGCCGGAGUCUGAGCCCCACGCCGGCCACGAGCCGCCAGCCCCCGGACCACCCGCCGAGCCCUUCACCGUUGUGCCAAUGCCCGGGCCCCGGGGGCCGGCUCCACUCUGGCUGCCCAGCCCCAUUGGCGAGGAGGAGGAGAGUCUAACCUGAGACCCUUGGACCCUGGAUCCCCAAGGACAGGGAAAAUGCCCCAACACCGCCCGCAAGCAGUGGUUUGGGCUUUAUAAGCUGCCUGUGGACUCUGCCUGCCCGCUUCUUACCUGCCUGCAUCCCGCCUUUACGUUUGGCACAGAGGCUUGGAGCGCCUCCUGUGGGCCAGGCACUGCACUGAGGGGCAGGGUAUUCUUCCAGCAUCUUUGAACUGCCGGUCCUUACCACCAGCUCUACUUCCUACCCGCCACUGCGUGAGAGUUUUUAUCAGUGUGCCCUGCCUUUCUUCUUUCCUCAAAAUGGACAUAUGAGUGCCCACCUCAAUGAGCUGUGAGGGUGAAAUGAAAUGUGGCUUUAAACUGUUUAGUACAUA
This is a messenger RNA of Balaenoptera ricei (Rice's whale), 2089 nucleotides long. It is a transcript of the gene BEST2, whose product is annotated as bestrophin 2. Lineage: Eukaryota; Metazoa; Chordata; Mammalia; Artiodactyla; Balaenopteridae. Bases 190 to 1716 code for a protein of 508 amino acids. The transcript has 9 exons. Gene Ontology annotation, molecular function: chloride channel activity. The record is from RefSeq and is a predicted model, not a curated record.